Molecule: messenger RNA, 1329 nt
Organism: Silurus meridionalis
Lineage: Eukaryota; Metazoa; Chordata; Actinopteri; Siluriformes; Siluridae
Gene: stx5a
Product: syntaxin 5A
Exons: 11
Coding region: 305-1213 (302 amino acids)
Biological process (GO): endoplasmic reticulum to Golgi vesicle-mediated transport; vesicle fusion; intracellular protein transport
Cellular component (GO): Golgi membrane; endomembrane system; SNARE complex
Molecular function (GO): SNARE binding; SNAP receptor activity
Source: RefSeq, a predicted model, not a curated record
CAUGCUUGCUGUUGUGGACGUGGCAGUGACGUCACAUGCCGGAAGGCGUCAGCACGGAAACGGCGAAACCCUACUGAAAGUGUCGGCGAAUCCGGCGAGUGUGAAAACCUACAGAUUCCCGAAUUAACAGAAACUAAACGUAUCCGGCUCGUUUGAGAUGAGGCACUGGAUCAUUCAGGAGCGUUCACCUCCAACAAGCGUCCAGUGACCCCAUUGCCUGUUCAGUGCUCUCAAAUCCAUCGCCAUAAACCACCGUGUUUAAUUAGGACUUUUCCCUCUACUCCUUAUUGUGAUUUCCAGCAUCAUGACUUGCAGAGAUCGCACUCUGGAGUUCCAGUCUGCCUGCAAAUCUCUGCAGGGGAGACAGUUACAGAAUGGUACAUUGGCAAAACCGAACCACAAUGCUCUUAAACAGCGGAGUGACUUCACACUCAUGGCAAAGAGGAUUGGAAAAGACUUGAGUAACACUUUUGCUAAACUGGAAAAGCUCACAAUCUUGGCCAAAAGGAAAUCUUUGUUUGACGACAAGGCUGUGGAGAUCGAAGAGUUGACCUACAUCAUAAAACAGGACCUCAACAGUUUAAAUAAACAGAUAGCACAGCUGCAGGACCUGGUUCGCUCCCGAAGUGGACAAAAUAGACGCCACAUUCAGACACAUUCCAACACAAUUGUUGUCUCUCUCCAGUCAAAGUUGGCAUCGAUGUCAAACGAUUUCAAGUCUGUGUUGGAAGUGAGAACAGAGAAUCUGAAACAGCAGCGCAGCAGAAGAGAACAGUUCUCCCAGGCGCCGGUGUCCUCCUCACCUCUUCUUGCCAACAACUUCAGUAGCUCGGUAUUGAUGCAGGAUGAAUCUAGAAGCCUUGGCAGCGAUGUGGUCAUUGACAUGGAUUCAAGAGCCAAUCCUCUCCAACUGCAGCUUAUUGAUGAACAGGACUCAUACAUCCAAAGUCGAGCAGACACCAUGCAGAACAUUGAGAGCACAAUUGUGGAGCUGGGCUCCAUCUUCCAACAGCUGGCGCAUAUGGUGAAAGAGCAGGAGGAGACUGUACAGAGGAUUGAUUCCAACGUGGAGGACACUCAGCUGAACGUGGAAAUGGCCCACACUGAGAUCCUCAAAUACUUUCAGUCUGUCUCCUCCAACCGCUGGCUCAUGAUUAAGAUAUUCCUUGUACUGGUGGUCUUCUUCAUCAUAUUUGUGGUCUUCCUUGCCUGAGAGGAAAGCACCUUUAGAAAUGAUGAGAUUGAGACGUGGACGGCAUGAAGCAGCCAUGGACUCUUAUUGGGCGAUGUGCAAAAACAAAUAAAGUAGACUGGACUACAUUAACUUUG